UGAGGAUUCCUUCACUGUGGAAGAUCCAGAGAGCAGCAGUCAGAAGACCCAUGCAGGAAUGGUCGUUUUUCUCCAGCGCUCUUUUGUGUCGAAUUUGGAGCUCUCUAUUUACAAUUGGGUACACAUAAAAGGUGGUUUUCAUUUCCUCCCUGCAUUGUCUUGAAGAUACAGCGAUGCCAAAGAAAGCAAGGCCUGCAGGAAAUGGGAAGGAAGAGGGGCCCAUUCCCACUAAGCAGGUGAAGGUGGAGGCAGCUGAUGGCCCUUCUGCUUUAAACUUUGACAGCCCCCAAAGUCUCUUUGAAAGUCUAAUCUCACCUGUCAAGACAGACACUUUUUUCAAGGAAUUCUGGGAGCAGAAGCCCCUUCUCAUCCAGAGAGAUGACCCUGUAGCAACUGCAUAUUACCAAUCCCUGUUCAGGCUAACAGAUCUGAAAAAUCUGUGCAGCCAGGGUAUGUACUAUGGAAGAGACGUGAAUGUUUGCCGGUGUGUCAAUGGGAAGAAGAAAGUCUUAAAUAAAGAAGGCAAAGCUCACUUUCUUCAGCUGAGGAAAGAUUUUGACCAGAAAAGGGCAACAAUUCAGUUUCAUCAACCUCAGAGAUUUAAGGAUGAGCUGUGGAGGAUCCAGGAGAAGUUGGAAUGUUACUUUGGCUCCUUGGUUGGCUCAAAUGUGUACAUAACCCCUGCCGGAUCUCAGGGCCUCCCACCGCACUAUGAUGAUGUUGAGGUUUUUAUCCUGCAACUAGAAGGAGAGAAACAUUGGCGCCUCUACCACCCAACAGUGCCCCUGGCGCGGGAGUACAGCGUGGAAGCCGAGGAUAGGAUCGGCAGGCCGACACAUGAGUUCACAUUGAAGCCAGGUGAUUUGUUGUACUUUCCCAGAGGGACCAUUCACCAAGCAGACACUCCUCUGGGGCUGGCCCACUCUACUCAUGUGACUAUCAGCACCUACCAAAACAGUUCAUGGGGAGAUUUCCUUUUGGACACCAUUUCGGGGCUUGUGUUUGAUGCUACAAAGGAAGAUGUGACAUUGCGGGCUGGCAUACCCCGGCAGCUGCUUCUGCAGGCAGAAACCACAACUGUUGCAGCAAGGAGACUAAGUGGUUUUCUGAGGAGGCUUGCAGAGAGGCUGGAAGGCACCAAAGAACUCCUUUCAUCAGACAUGAAGAAGGAUUUUAUUAUGCAUAGGUUGCCCCCAUACCAUGUGGGAGAUGGAACAGAACUGACAACACCAGGUUUUCUAGGUGGAGAGUUACCGAGGUUGAACAGCACAGUGACGCUGCAGUUUAAAGACCACAUCAUCCUCACAGUAGGGCCAGAUCAGGACCGAUCUGAUGAAGCUCAAGAAAAGAUGAUUUACAUCUAUCAUUCCUUAAAGAAUAAGAGGGAGACACACAUGAUGGGAAGUGAGGAGGAAACAGAGGCUCAUGGACUUCGCUUUCCUUUGUCGCAUAUGGAGGCACUAAAGCAGAUCUGGAACAGUACGACUGUUUCUGUCAAGAGCCUGAAACUUGCAACAGAUGAAGAAAAGGAAAGCCUGGUCUUAUCCCUCUGGACAGAAUGUUUAAUCCAAGUAGCCUAGCACCUUCAUAGAAUCAAAUUCUGUUUAAAUGCACAU
This is a messenger RNA of Ochotona princeps (American pika), 1616 nucleotides long. RefSeq names its product ribosomal oxygenase 2 (gene RIOX2). Gene Ontology annotation, cellular component: nucleolus. The transcript is spliced from 10 exons. The record is from RefSeq and is a predicted model, not a curated record. Lineage: Eukaryota; Metazoa; Chordata; Mammalia; Lagomorpha; Ochotonidae. Gene Ontology annotation, molecular function: histone H3K4 demethylase activity; histone H3K36 demethylase activity. Bases 174 to 1580 code for a protein of 468 amino acids.